GCCUAGCCGCGUAUGCCCUCUUUCUGUGAUAAGUUUCGCUUCAGCAUUGCUAAAUUGUCAUUGCACGGAUUUUGGUAACCCAAUUUCGGUUUAAAAGGGUUGUGGAUCAUGGCGGCGCCCCUUGGAAAUAUAGGAAGAUUGCUGAAUCGUGUCAACACACCUAUUGCUCGCUUUGUGUCGUACGAUGCCACCAGGCAGAACAUGAAGCUGACGUCCCAGACCAAAGUCAUCUGUCAAGGUUUCACAGGCAAACAAGGCACGUUCCACAGCCGUCAAGCUAUUGAGUAUGGCUCACUUGUUGUUGGGGGCGUUUCACCUGGAAAAGGAGGCCAAAAACAUCUUGGUCUUCCUGUGUUUGAUUCUGUGAAAGAAGCAAUGGCUGAGACAAAAGCAGAUGCAUCCGUGAUCUAUGUUCCGCCACCAUUUGCGGCUGCUGCCAUAUUUGAAGCUCUGGAUGCUGAAGUGCCUUUGAUUGUGUGCAUCACUGAGGGCAUUCCCCAACAGGACAUGGUCAAAGUCAAGCACAGGCUUCUCAGACAGGACAAGUCCCGCUUGAUCGGGCCCAACUGUCCCGGCAUCAUUGCCCCUAACAAGUGCAAGAUUGGCAUCAUGCCUGGUCAUAUCCACCAGGAGGGCUGCAUUGGCAUUGUAUCAAGGUCUGGUACCCUGACCUACGAGGCAGUGCACCAGACCACACUGGUUGGCCUGGGACAGACCCUGUGUGUUGGCAUUGGAGGUGAUCCUUUCAAUGGAACCAACUUCAUCGACUGCCUGGAAGUCUUCCUGAAUGAUCCGGAGACCAAGGGUAUUGUGAUGAUUGGCGAAAUCGGAGGACAGGCUGAGGAGAAGGCUGCAGAUUUCCUCAUGGAGCACAACUCUGGCCCUGAUGCCAAGCCUGUUGUCUCAUUCAUCGCUGGCCUGACGGCGCCACCUGGCAGGAGGAUGGGUCAUGCUGGAGCCAUCAUCUCUGGUGGCAAGGGUGGUGCUGAAGACAAGAUCAAGGCACUGCAGGGAGCCAACGUGAAGGUCACCAAGAGCCCGGCUCAGAUGGGCUCCACUCUCCUGGCUGAGAUGAAGGCCAAGGGACUCGCUUGAGUGAGAUAUCUGUGACUGGAGCAUGUUAUGCUGUUUUGUGAAUGCUGGCUUUGUAGCACUGUGAAUGUAGCCAUACCAAUCCAGCUGGUCAUUUGAUGAUGAUUUUGUGAGAGGUGAAACACAGGACAUCUCUAUCGUUGGUCAACUCUUGAUUACUUCACUGGUGAGUGAGGAAUAAAAAGGAUAUGGGUGAAAUAUUUU
This is a messenger RNA of Amphibalanus amphitrite, 1296 nucleotides long. RefSeq names its product succinate--CoA ligase [ADP/GDP-forming] subunit alpha, mitochondrial-like. Gene Ontology annotation, molecular function: succinate-CoA ligase (ADP-forming) activity; succinate-CoA ligase (GDP-forming) activity. Gene Ontology annotation, cellular component: mitochondrion; succinate-CoA ligase complex (ADP-forming). The transcript is spliced from 2 exons. Bases 109 to 1095 code for a protein of 328 amino acids. The record is from RefSeq and is a predicted model, not a curated record. Gene Ontology annotation, biological process: tricarboxylic acid cycle. Lineage: Eukaryota; Metazoa; Arthropoda; Thecostraca; Balanomorpha; Balanidae.